Molecule: messenger RNA, 1523 nt
Organism: Sitodiplosis mosellana (orange wheat blossom midge)
Lineage: Eukaryota; Metazoa; Arthropoda; Insecta; Diptera; Cecidomyiidae
Product: protein sine oculis-like
Exons: 6
Coding region: 451-1164 (237 amino acids)
Biological process (GO): regulation of transcription by RNA polymerase II
Cellular component (GO): nucleus; transcription regulator complex
Molecular function (GO): DNA-binding transcription factor activity, RNA polymerase II-specific; RNA polymerase II cis-regulatory region sequence-specific DNA binding
Source: RefSeq, a predicted model, not a curated record
AUAGACACUGCUGCUGCUGCUCCUCUGCUGCUAUAUCGUACAGCAUUCGAAAUUUGAUCAGUUGCACACUGUCUUUGGAAUCGAAUGGUACACGUCGCGCACACAUCCAGCGCACAUGGGUUUGAUUAAAAACCAUUCGUCCGUGUGAAAUCAGUUUCGUUUCUGAUAAAGAACAGAAAAAAAAAACAAAGUGGAAAAAAGAACAAAAGCAAAAAUCAUCAUAUGCCAAGUGGUUUUAAAUCCUAACGACACCAAAUUAACGGAAGAGGCUAAAAUAAACGGAAAAAAGUUACUAACACAUACACAAAAAAGAAACAUUGAUAAAAUUAGUGAAUCGUAAAUCGCGAUCAAGGAUAUCAAAUCUAUUAUAAGGCAUCGAAUGGCACCGUAAGGAUUAAACGCAGAUAAAACAAAAACACAAAACGGCAACCGAGCAACAACAAACUCUGUAUGGACAACGACAAUUGCAACCGAAAUUACAGAAUGUUAAAUGUACAAGCACAUUCACAUAAUAUGGAACUGCCGCCGAUGGCCAGUACACAUGACACCACCGUCGGCCGUUGUUCACCGCUGCUCAGCUCCGGCGUCGAUUCAAAAGUCAAUUUUAUAUUCACACAAGAACAAGUUGAAUGCGUCUGUGAGGUAUUACAACAUUCGGGUAACAUUGAACGGCUGGGUCGUUUUCUGUGGUCGCUUCCACCCUGUGAUAAACUGCAAUUAAACGAAUCCGUCUUGAAAGCAAAAGCCAGCGUUGCAUUUCAUCGUGGACACUUUAAGGAGCUGUACCAUUUACUUGAACACCACCAAUUCUCAAUGCAAAACCAUGCCAAAUUACAGAAUCUCUGGCUCAAAGCACACUAUAUCGAGGCAGAGAAACUACGUGGACGGCCGCUGGGUGCGGUAGGUAAAUAUCGUGUCCGACGGAAAUUCCCACUACCGCACACUAUAUGGGACGGCGAAGAAACAUCGUAUUGUUUUAAGGAAAAAUCGCGCUCAAUCCUCCGUGAAUGGUAUGCACAUAAUCCAUAUCCGUCACCGAGGGAGAAACGCGAGCUAGCCGACGGCACCGGUCUCACAACAAUGCAGAUUUCAAAUUGGUUCAAAAAUCGAAGGCAGAGGGACAGAGCUGCCGAGCACAAAGAGUCUGAAGAAGUACGAAUUUAAGGCCAUUGGAUGAACGCAAUCAAAAAUAAAAACGAAGAAAAUCUCACAUAAGUUACUUAAACAAAACAAAAAACAGAAACAAAACGGUUCAUCAAUGCAUGAACUGAGUCUCGAUUUGAAUAUAAGUAUUUUUUAGUAGCAUAAGAACACAAAGCAAACAACAAAAAUCCUGAAAACAUAAACAAAUUGUAUAGUCAAUGUAUCGAGCUUACCUUUGAUUUGGCUAAAUGAAUUUAUCUACUUUAUUAAUUUUAAUUAAUGCCUAAAAAGAAUCGUGUAAUGUUGAAAGGCCAGACAUAAUUGAUAGAUGUAAAAUAAAACGCAGUUUUUGAACUGAAACAAAUGCAAAAACAACAAUA